Messenger RNA from Linderina pennispora, 297 nucleotides. Its product is annotated as barwin-like endoglucanase. The record is from RefSeq and is a predicted model, not a curated record. Lineage: Eukaryota; Fungi; Kickxellomycota; Kickxellomycetes; Kickxellales; Kickxellaceae. The transcript has a single exon. The annotation marks the transcript as partial.
ACCUUUGCUGGUGAGGGAACCUACUACGACCCUGGACUCGGCGCCUGCGGAAAGACCAACAAGGGAACUGAGCUGAUCGCUGCUAUCAACGCUCCGCAGUACGGGAACACGCCUAAUCCGAACAACGCACCGGUCUGUGGCAAGUGCGCUUUGGUGAAGGGUCCCCUAGGCCAAGUUAAGGUUAAGAUUGUUGACCGCUGCCCGGUGUGCAAGACUGGGGAUCUGGAUCUUAGCCCCUCGGCCUUCAACAAGAUCGGAAAGAAGGCCGAUGGCCGUAUCAAGAUCACCUGGAGCUUU